Priapulus caudatus is the source of this 1353-nucleotide messenger RNA. RefSeq lists its product as uncharacterized. Gene Ontology annotation, molecular function: FMN binding. The record is from RefSeq and is a predicted model, not a curated record. Bases 341 to 967 code for a protein of 208 amino acids. Lineage: Eukaryota; Metazoa; Priapulida; Priapulimorpha; Priapulimorphida; Priapulidae. The transcript is spliced from 6 exons. Gene Ontology annotation, cellular component: cytosol.
UUUGAAUUGGUUUGUGUUUGAAAUGUGUUCAGACAACUUUGCAGAAAUUCGCAUCAUAGAGCUGUCAAAAGGCUUGCUGCCUAUGGACUAUUGCCUUUGUGCCCUCUACUGUUGUUCACCACCUAUAUGGCUAUAGCUGACCAUGGACCGACGUUGCAAUACAAGCGGUGGCGCUAGUAUCGCCAUGUGCAUAGCCUAUAGGUUCCAGGGUGUGUGCGGUGUGCUCACAGGGCCGACGUCAACAACAAUAACGACACGGACGGUACUUAUCCUCGCGACGGUACUUAUCCUUGCACCAGGUUUUCUCUGAGUUUUACUUGUGAACUUUUGUCGAUCAGUCAUGUCAGCUCAGAAGUUAAAGGCUAUCAUCCUACUUGGAACGGUGAGGGAGGGCAGACUAGGGUUACGAGUGGCCAAAUUGAUGCAAAAUCAGUUGGACAAUGCUGGUUUUGAAACUACACUUUUUGAUCCAUUGGAGAUGAAGUUUCCGCUGCUUUUCAAGCCACUGCACUUCUACAGGGACAAGAGCGAGGUGCCGGAGUGGCUGCGUCGCGCCAACCAGCAGAUCCUCGAUGCGACUGCUACGUCAUCGUGUCGGCCGAGUAAGAUCGCUUUUUUUUCCAGAAUCUCGUUCUCCGCCGGAAUCGUUUGCUAUUCUCCAGGUAAGAUCGCUUUUUUUUCCAGAAUCUCGUUCUCCGCCGGAAUCGUUUGCUAUUCUCCAGGCAUCUACGGAGGCAUGCGCGCUGCGAUGCAGCUUCGCGCGAUGCUCUCCGAAUGCGGGAUGCUGACCGUCUCCAACCUCUUUGGCAUCCCAAAAGUCCACGAAGCCAUCGGCGAGAAGGGAGAACCCAUCGACCCCCACAUGGUCUCUGGUGCAGCGAAGCUCAUCGAACAGUUGAAGUGGUCGGCGGAUGCUCUCAAAAACCACCGCAGCAAGUUCGGCACGCCAACCGAACCCAGGCUGUAAUGUGAGCGCAGCACAGAGAUUGCAAGUAGUUAUUAUAGAGUUGUGUAAUGAAUUAAUUAUGAAAUGUCAUGUUAUUCCUCUUCAGUAAGUUGUACAUGGUGGGUCCUAAUCAGAAGGCAAGACGUUGUAAUAGAACGUAAGUAGGGGAAGCCUGGGCAGUCUCUAUGGAAUACAGAUGCACUGUUUCUACCCCAUGUGGGUUCGUUGAGCUUAUUACUUGUACUUGAUGCCAUAAAAGUUGAAAAAAGGAGAUAAAACAUUUUAUAUGUAUGGCUCGUAUCAAUUUAAUGACCGAGAGCUUGAAGAAACCUGAAGAAGAAAACGAACACUAUAUUUGGAAGUCAGAAACAGAUAUUGGUUUAAUAAAUAAAAUCACUGCUAAUUUG